AUGGAGGUCGCAGAAGAGAUUGAGUACGAGGGGCUGGACCCGAACGCCGGCCUUGCGGUGAAUAUGAUGGCGGGCGCGCUGGCCGGCAUCACAGAACACGCUGUCAUGUUUCCUGUAGACAGUAUCAAAACCCGGAUGCAGGUCUUCGCCACCUCACCAUCGGCGGUCUACACCGGGAUCGGGAAUGCGUUCACUCGCAUUUCCAGCACGGAGGGCAUGCGUGCGCUCUGGCGGGGCGUGUCCUCUGUGAUCAUGGGCGCAGGCCCAGCGCAUGCCGUCCACUUUGGGAUGUACGAAGCGGUGAAGGAGCUCGGUGGCGGAAACGUGGCGGGCAACAGGAAUCAGUGGUUGGCAACAUCAUUAGCAGGAGCAUCUGCGACAAUAGCAAGCGAUGCGUUGAUGAACCCCUUCGAUGUCAUUAAGCAACGCAUGCAAGUCCACGAAUCACAAUUCCGCUCCGCCUUCACCUGCGCACGCACCGUCUACGCACGCGAGGGUCUCUCCGCCUUCUACAUCUCCUACCCCACCACGCUUACCAUGACCGUGCCCUUCACCGCCGUCCAGUUCACCGCGUACGAGCAGCUCAAGGCGUUCCUCAACCCGUCCGGCGUGUACUCGCCCGUCUCGCACAUGAUCGCGGGCGGCCUGGCGGGCGGAGUCGCCGGCGCGGUCACGACGCCGCUCGACGUCGCGAAGACACUCCUCCAGACACGAGGCACGAGCGCGGACCCGGAGAUUCGCGGCGCGCGGGGGAUGGGGGACGCGUUCAGGAUCAUCUUGGCGAGGGAUGGGUGGAGGGGUUUUGGCCGCGGGCUGACGCCGCGGGUGUUGACGUUCAUGCCGAGCAAUGCGCUAUGCUGGUUGUCAUAUGAGUUCUUUAAGGCUGCAAUACGAGAGGAUUAA
Rhodofomes roseus is the source of this 903-nucleotide messenger RNA. RefSeq names its product mitochondrial carrier. The record is from RefSeq and is a predicted model, not a curated record. The coding region runs from base 1 to 903 and encodes 300 amino acids. Gene Ontology annotation, molecular function: ferrous iron transmembrane transporter activity. Gene Ontology annotation, biological process: iron import into the mitochondrion. Gene Ontology annotation, cellular component: mitochondrial membrane. The transcript is spliced from 7 exons. NCBI's taxonomy places the organism in Eukaryota, Fungi, Basidiomycota, Agaricomycetes, Polyporales, Fomitopsidaceae.